Molecule: messenger RNA, 2363 nt
Organism: Chenopodium quinoa (quinoa)
Lineage: Eukaryota; Viridiplantae; Streptophyta; Magnoliopsida; Caryophyllales; Amaranthaceae
Product: eukaryotic initiation factor 4A-9-like
Exons: 5
Coding region: 839-2080 (413 amino acids)
Biological process (GO): cytoplasmic translational initiation
Cellular component (GO): cytoplasmic stress granule
Molecular function (GO): translation initiation factor activity; RNA helicase activity; ATP binding
Source: RefSeq, a predicted model, not a curated record
UUUUGGCGAUUGUGUGAGAUCUGUGGUUUGAGAUCUGUUGAUGUUUUAAUCUUUUUGUUGAUUUGAUGUUUGAUGCGUUUUGUAUCGUAUAAAUUAGCUGAAUUAUAGAUGAAUUUUGUGAAUUAAUGCUGUUGCUUGAUGAAAUUGACGAUCUUUUAGGGAGGAAUUAAAGUUGAAUUGUGAUCGAUUUGCUAAUUAUUUUUGUUGAUUGAUUUUUCUGAUAUCUAUUGAAUGUCGGAAUUGUUGGUAAUUGUAUUCAUUUUGUGCUGAUAACAUGGAAUUUUGUUGAUUGCUGUGUUGUGGAGUUCAAAUUUUCUUACCUGCACAGCUUAGCUUAGCUUGAUUAUGCAUCGAUUUAUAUCUCCUGUUCUGCAUCGUUGCGUAGUGAUACGGAAUUAGUAUUGAUGAUGAUGCGUCGCUGUGUAGUGAAUCAGACUUAGGGCCGAGGCGUUUUUUGGUCUAAAGUAUGAUUCUUUCUUUAAUCUAUUCUGUAUUGGACAGUCUGACAGGAUGAUAUCUUAGAUCUUUGGAAAUAAAUGUUAAUGGUUGUGUCAAGCCUUAUGAUAAUUUUCGAGUGAUUUCAUUGAGAAACCCUCUGUAAUAAUCCCUUUUAAGUUGAACAUCCUGAGAAAUCCAAUCAUAAUUAAUUUUUAUUUUAAAGAUGAUAACUUAUUCGAGACAUCUCAAAUUAGUACGUUCUUUUUUGUAUGAUAUUUAUUUUUGAAAGGGAGGCUACAUUUAUUCUUUAAUGAAUCAAGAAUAAAGCACAUGGCUUUGAUAUUAAUAUCAAGAGGCUAGUAUUUUGUAUCUAUCCCAGGCUCCCAGCUACUUAAACGUCAUGGCUGGAGCUGCUCCUGAAGGUUCUCAGUUUGAUCCUCGCCAGUAUGACACCAAAAUGACUGAAAUGCUUUCUGAGGAAGGAAACGAUUUCUUCACUUCAUAUGACGAGGUUCAUGAUAGCUUUGAUAAGAUGGGUUUGAAAGAGAACCUUCUCAGAGGAAUCUAUGCUUAUGGUUUUGAGAAACCUUCAGCAAUUCAACAAAGGGGAAUUGUCCCCUUCUGUAAGGGUCUUGAUGUGAUUCAGCAAGCCCAAUCUGGUACUGGAAAGACUGCCACUUUCUGCUCUGGGAUCUUGGAGCAACUGGAUUAUGAAUUACUGGAAUGUCAAGCUCUUGUUCUUGCUCCUACUAGGGAGCUUGCUCAGCAAAUUGAGAAGGUUAUGAGGGCUCUUGGUGACUAUUUGGGUGUUAAGGUACAUGCUUGUGUUGGUGGAACAAGUGUUCGUGAGGAUCAAAGAAUCCUUAAUGAUGGAGUACAUGUGGUUGUUGGUACCCCUGGUCGUGUCUUUGACAUGUUGCGUAGACAGUCCCUUCGUGCAAAUAGCAUCAAGAUGUUUGUUCUUGAUGAGGCUGAUGAAAUGCUUUCUCGAGGUUUCAAAGACCAGAUCUAUGACAUUUUCCAGCAAUUACCCCCUAAGAUCCAGGUGGGAGUUUUCUCUGCUACUAUGCCUCCUGAGGCCCUUGAGAUCACCAGAAAGUUCAUGAACAAGCCUGUGAGGAUUCUUGUGAAACGAGAUGAGCUCACCCUUGAGGGUAUCAAGCAGUUUUAUGUGAAUGUUGACAAAGAAGAAUGGAAACUUGACACUCUUUGUGAUUUGUAUGAAACCUUGGCAAUCACCCAAAGUGUCAUAUUUGUGAACACCAGGAGGAAGGUUGACUGGUUGACCGACCAAAUGAGAGCUCGUGAUCACACCGUGUCUGCCACACACGGAGACAUGGACCAGAAUACUAGGGAUAUCAUUAUGCGUGAAUUUCGCUCUGGGUCAUCCCGUGUCCUCAUUACCACUGAUCUUCUUGCUCGUGGUAUUGAUGUGCAGCAAGUCUCUUUGGUGAUCAAUUAUGAUUUGCCGACUCAACCAGAGAACUAUCUUCACAGGAUUGGACGAAGUGGACGUUUUGGAAGAAAGGGUGUUGCCAUCAAUUUUGUGACCAGUGCUGAUGAUAGAAUGCUCUUUGAUAUCCAGAAAUUCUACAGUGUGGUGAUUGAGGAGCUCCCUGCCAAUGUUGCGGAUCUUAUAUGAUAAGUACAAGUUGUCACUUUGUUUGUGUUUUGAGGUAAGAUGUUUUGUCUGUCCAGCUUACUAAAGAUUUGGGCAAAUUACUGCGUGUUGUCUUUUCCUUUUUUUCUCUAUUAUGGGAACAUCACUAAAUUGUGUUGUGGAUGCCCCGGGUUAAAAUUUUGUAGGAGCUUAGAGACAAGUUUAAAUUAUACUCUUUAUCCUAUUUGGCUCAAGGAUCGUGUCCUCUGUUGCCCUGUUGGCAUAUAUGCUGUUCGUUUUGGCAUGAUUUUGGUUUUGCUUGUAA